This is a messenger RNA of Aspergillus clavatus NRRL 1, 543 nucleotides long. RefSeq lists its product as uncharacterized. The transcript has a single exon. NCBI's taxonomy places the organism in Eukaryota, Fungi, Ascomycota, Eurotiomycetes, Eurotiales, Aspergillaceae. The record is from RefSeq and is a predicted model, not a curated record. The coding region runs from base 1 to 543 and encodes 180 amino acids.
AUGUAUUUCUCCUCCGCUACCGUCUUCCUUGUCCUCUCUGCAAUCGGCUCUCAGGCCGUGCCUUUUGCUCUCCCCCGACAGUCCAACAGUACUCUCGCACGCAGACAGCAUGAGCCUUAUUCGGUGGUCAACGUCGGCGGCACCAACAUCAACAGCCUCACCAGCUCAGCCGCUGAGACUGUCACCGCUCCCAGUGUUCCCCAGGCUCCCGUGACCGUCACGGUCACCGACACUCCUUCGUCGACUCCGGUCAUCUCGCCCUCCAGCUCUUCCACUCCAUCUUCCAGUAGCCUGGCAGCCUGGCCAACAUCUGUUUCUGGUGAAGAGCACCCCGUCUCUCCCCGGAGCUUCAACCACACUCAACCCCCUCUGCCCCUGAAGGAAGCCAGGAGAUCGUUCCUGAACACCAACAGCACUCGAGCUCAUACCUUCGGCACCCGCAGCGUCAAUGGAACUGAGGGUCUUCCCAUUGCGGCCCGUGGUCUGCUGAACAGCACGAUCACCACACGCCAGGUUCUCAACCAGACCGGUCGUGUGUACUAG